AUGCGUUUUGAAUGGCAGAAUAGUCGUUUUGUUGAUGCAUAUCAGAAUGGCGAUUGGAUUCUAGUGGAGAAUGUUAACUGCUGCAGUGCUGCUGUACUGGAUCGAUUGAAUGCUUGCUUGGAGAGCAACGGAGAAUUGACUUUAUCGGAAUGCAGCAAUGACGUAUCGGUUGUGAAAGCACACAGCGAUUUCAGGUGA
Gongylonema pulchrum is the source of this 198-nucleotide messenger RNA. The record is from the annotation of a GenBank genome assembly. NCBI's taxonomy places the organism in Eukaryota, Metazoa, Nematoda, Chromadorea, Rhabditida, Gongylonematidae.